AUGGCCACACGAACAGUCGAAGGAAUUAGUAACAGUAGUACAACCAUUUUCAGUCGAGUACGAUAUCCAAGAGUGUUGGCAGAGAAUGGAAGUGUGGUGAGAUAUUCCCUCACGGAUGCCUAUGCCAAAUACUUGACAGUGACCAUUGACGAUGGUCAAUAUGCCAAGACGAACAAGCCAGUGUAUUACAUGCCUGAUUCGUCGAAACAAUUUGUGUAUCUCGUUACAGACAAGUAUAUCAUGAAAGUGGAUCAUGCUGAUAAGAAGGUCAAGUGGAAAUUGGCCUUGUCCAAAAUCAAAUCUGUCGAAUUGGUGAAUGAGCCACAUGAUGCUCUCAAAGUUGUGAGCAUGGAAAAAGAAAAGUCCGUAUUCGGAACUGGUAGCAACAUUGUUCGUCUCUUGGAUUCUCUGGAUAAGGAGUAUUUACACAAAUUCAAGAACAAGCUGAAUAUUGAGAUUGCCAGAGUGUUCAAAGAACAAUCUGAAUAUGAGAAUGUUGAUUACUAA
Messenger RNA from Naegleria lovaniensis, 507 nucleotides. RefSeq lists its product as uncharacterized. The transcript has a single exon. NCBI's taxonomy places the organism in Eukaryota, Heterolobosea, Eutetramitea, Acrasida, Naegleriidae. Bases 1 to 507 code for a protein of 168 amino acids. The record is from RefSeq and is a predicted model, not a curated record.